AUGGUUAACAAAAGAAAAUUUACUGAAGUUAAAUCUACAUUUUCUAUAAAUGAAUGUUUCAAUUCUUUUAAAAGGCCACGCACCGAUUCUUUUAAAAAAUCGAAUUUUAUUGAUCAAUUUAAUCAGUUUCGCUCAACACUCUGUUCUGAUGAGGAAAUUGACAUUAAUUUGUUCAAAAGACUUUAUGAUUUUUUUCAAAAGAAUAUUUACAAUUCGAAAUUUAUCUCUCAAAUUGGUCCACUUUGUGAUAUUAUGUUUGUUACUAAUUUACUGAGUUGUUAUAAUUGCACUCUGAAUCAAACCGACUUAUUAAUUUUUGAUAUUUUGGUGUUACUGGAAAAUAAAUUGAAUGUUUUAGAAUAUUUUGACCAAAAAGUUAUGUGGGAUACUUUAACAAAAAUGACUAGGUUUCAUCAUAAAAAGACAAAAAGAAAUCGAAGAGUAAUUAAGGCUGACGAAAAAUGUUAUGAUCCACGCUUUGUUUUGCGUUCCCUUUUACAAAUAGUGGAAAUGGAUCUAAAGUUCAAUUGUAAAAUUAUGAUAUCUUCAAAUGCUCUAUCGUUUUGCUUUGCCUCAACAAGCUUUUACGAUUCUACUCUUCGAUCACUUGCUUAUACUGUUUUACAAAAUUUUCAAAAAAGAUUAAAGCAACAGAAUGAACAUUUUCGGCAAAAACUUCUUUUUGGAUUUUUUAUCGAUUUUUUCAAAAAUAGUAUUCUUACAGUAAAUCAGAAGGCAUGUCAAUUUGCCAGUCAAUUCUUUGCCAGAUAUUCAAAAAUAGCCUUAACACCAACAAAUCCAUUGUAUUCACCUUUAACUUCUUUUUUCAUUCAAAAACCUUUUAUGGAUUUAGAAUCUGUUCCGGAAUUUUCAAAAUUAUUUUUUAGUUCAUCUUCAGAAAAUUGUAGAGAAGAGAGGCGUUGGAUGCUUAGACUUAUUGAUGAUUCUAUUCUUGAUUUUAAUGAUUAUCAAAUAUUGGGAAAAAUGUAAGAAAAGAAGGAAUUUUUUUAUCUAUUCAAUGAAUCCGUCCCUGAAGAC
Meloidogyne enterolobii is the source of this 1038-nucleotide messenger RNA. NCBI's taxonomy places the organism in Eukaryota, Metazoa, Nematoda, Chromadorea, Rhabditida, Meloidogynidae. The record is from the annotation of a GenBank genome assembly.